Messenger RNA from Gongylonema pulchrum, 1212 nucleotides. NCBI's taxonomy places the organism in Eukaryota, Metazoa, Nematoda, Chromadorea, Rhabditida, Gongylonematidae. The record is from the annotation of a GenBank genome assembly.
CAUUCGAUUUCAGAUGGCGAAUUAACACCUGGCGAGGUAUGUUUGGUGUUACGCCGCGGAUCUAGAAGGAGGCGACGUGCUGUUAUUGUGGAGAAAAGACGAUCAGAAGCAGGGUCCGAGGAUGAGUAUUAUGUUCAUUAUGAAGGCACCGAUAGGCGUUUGGAUGAAUGGACACGGCGAAAUCAAAUCCAAAAAAUUGUUCUUCCUGCAGAUGCACCCGCAGAGAAUACUGUGAGGAAAACAACGCGAGUGAGGAAGAGGAAACGUAUCGAACUGAGUGAGUCACCGAAGCCGCCAGCGAUUGAGGAUGGUUUAGAUGUGCUCCGGAAAGAGCAUGAAGAAGUCACUAAAGUGAAAAAUAUCGAACGAAUCAGGUAUGGGAAUUAUGAGAUCGAUACAUGGUAUUUUUCACCUUAUCCAGACGAUUUUGGAAAAACACGUAAUUUGUUCAUAUGCCACUACUGCAUGCGAUACAUGAAGAUUGAAAAAAGUUAUCGAGCACAUUUGCUUCGAUGCGCGAAAAAAAAGCCGCCUGGAACCGAAAUUUAUAAGGAAAAAUCAAUUUCUGUCUACGAAGUUCCUGGCAGCUGCAACAAGUCCUAUUGUCAAUGCUUGUGCCUCCUAGCAAAAUUGUUCCUCGACAACAAAACGCUGUACUUCGACGUUGAACCGUUUAUCUUCUAUGUGCUUUGCGAAGUUGACAAGAGUGGUGCUUAUAUGGUGGGUUAUUUUUCAAAGGAGCGGGGAAAUCCAGACGGGAACAAUCUUGCAUGCAUUUGCAUUCUUCCUCCGUUUCAGCGGAGCGGUUACGGAAAGUUUCUCAUCCAGCUGAGUGAGCUUUCAAAAAGCAUUGCAUUUUCAGGUUAUGAACUUUCAAAACGAGAAGGUUUGAUUGGCUCACCGGAGAAGCCACUAAGUGAUCUGGGCAGUUUGAGUUAUCGCUCUUACUGGUCAUGGGUCAUAAUGGAAGUAAUCAGGAGCUGCUCGAAAAUCACAAUUGCGGAUUUAAGUCGCAAAACAGCUGUCCAUGCUGACGACAUACGAGAUACACUCCAGACACUCGAUUUAACUCGCUACUGGAAAGGAAACCCUGUACUGUACGUUACGCAACAACUUUUGGAUCGCUGUGGAAAAGCCGGAAUUUGCAAAAGACCGCGAUUACUUCUGCAACCCCGACUUCUGCGAUGGAAUCCAAAACGAGCCUCCGUGUAA